UUUGACAGAACAUUGUCAAAUACAAACACAACAAAAUAUACACAACAUUGAAUUUCCAAUAUUAUGUACCGAGAAAGAUUCCAAGGUGGUUUGCUGACAUUGCUGAGCGCAGGCGGCCACGACCCACUCAAGGACUGGGAGGUGAAGAAACGAGAUGGAUACCUACAGAUCUUCCUCGACCAAGAUAUCAAAGCCAUGGUCUUAGAAAUAGGCGGCACCAACGUGAGCACAGCCUACCUCAACUGUCCAAAAAGUAAUAAAGAAAUUCUAGGCAUAGCAAUGCCCUUCCUCAUAAUGGUAAUAAAGAAUCUGAACAAGUACUUUACAUUCGAAGUGACCAUAAUGGACGACACAAAUGUACGUCGUAGAUUCAGGGUUGCCAACUUUCAGUCAUGCACCAAGAUCCUGCAGUUCUCAACAGCCAUGCCCAUAUGUUUGUCCGAAGGUUGGAACCAAGUGCAGUUCAACCUGGCUGACUUCACACGGCGAGCUUAUCAACGGCAGUACGUGGAGACGCUAAGACUGAAGAUUAACGCUAACGUGCGUAUAAGGAGGAUUUACUUCGCUGAGAGGUUGAUGACCGAGGAGGAGUUGCCACCUGAGUACAGGCUGUACUUCCCUCUACCGCCCGCAAAGAAGAAGCCAUGUGUGUGCAAGGAGGAGAAACCUGAUCCAGACCAAGUAUUUGCUGAAGAAACAGAGAAAGCCGAAGAAUGUCUUUGUGAGGAGGAGCCACUAGCGCCUCCAUCAGCCAGCGCCCCAGAUACAAGUAUAAAGGCUGCUAUCGAGGCUACAGAAGGUGGAGGAGACACGGUUCUGGAAAGUGGAGCGGAGACUAAGCCGGCAGCUGGUGGUGAGUGCGAAUGCAAUGACGUUCCCCAAGCCAAGUGCACUUGUGGUGCUGAAGAGAGCAAGGUCCUCACUUGCACGUGUAACCUGCCGCAAGUGGAAGGGACUGCAGAGCAGGGUGAUGCCGGUGACGCUGCCAAGGCCACGGACUGCGUUUGCGAUGUGGAGGCUCCUCCUGCAAGAGAACCUUCGCGCAAUCCUUCAACCGCGGCAAGAGCCAGCUUUAAAUAAGUGUUAAGUAUUGAGAAACAAAACUAUGAGUAUAUACACCGUAAUUUUUAGUCAUUUAAUAUUUUACUAUUGUAUUAAUAGAUAUAUUUUAGUGUGAUGACGUAAUAAAGGUAGGUAUUUUUA
Messenger RNA from Plutella xylostella (diamondback moth), 1203 nucleotides. Its product is annotated as cilia- and flagella-associated protein 20. NCBI's taxonomy places the organism in Eukaryota, Metazoa, Arthropoda, Insecta, Lepidoptera, Plutellidae. The record is from RefSeq and is a predicted model, not a curated record.